CCAACAUGGCGGCGGGCGUCGGGCGGCGGCGCGGCGGCGGCGGCGGGUUCCCCUCGGUGCUGCUGCUGCCGCCGCUGCUGCUGCUGGCGCUGCCCGGCGCCGCCGCCGCUGCCGCCGUGUCCCGCCCGGGGCCGCCGGACGGGGACAACGUGGUGCUGGGGAUGCGGCUGGAGGAGAGCACGAAGCCGGCGCCGGUGGCUCCGUCCCGCGGGCCCAUCCGUGUGACGGAGGGCAGCGAGCUGCUGCUGCGCUUCUACGGGCAGGGGCUGGGACCUCGCACCGGGGAACGGGUGGCGUUCGCCGAGCUGCGCCCGGCUGAGAACGGUUCUGCCCCGAACGGCUCCUGUUCCUAUCGCACCCAGGACGUGGUGGUGCAGCCCGGCCCCGCUGAGGUCUUCGACACCUCGGCCCUGCUGCGGGUGCAGGUCCGCGCCCUGCGGAAGGGCGAGAAGGUAAAGACCUACGUGUUGUGCAGCCAGCGCCGGGCCGGCCAGGCCUGGCUGCCCCAUCCCGACCCCGACGGGUGGCUCAUGGUGUUGGAGGAGAAGAAGUCGCUGUUGCCGCUGUGGCUGCAGGUGAUCCUGAUCGUGGUGCUGCUGGUGCUGUCGGGCAUGUUCAGCGGGCUCAACCUGGGCCUCAUGGCGCUGGACCCCAUGGAGCUGCGCAUCGUGCAGAACUGCGGCACCGACACCGAGAAGCGCUACGCCCGCAAGAUCGAGCCCAUCCGCCGUAAAGGGAACUACCUGCUGUGCUCGCUGCUGCUGGGUAACGUGCUGGUGAACACCACCCUCACCAUCUUCCUCGAUGACCUCAUAGGCUCUGGAAUCGGCGCCGUCGUCGCUUCCACCAUCGGCAUUGUCAUCUUCGGGGAGAUUGUGCCCCAAGCGCUCUGCUCCCGCCACGGCUUGGCCGUGGGCGCCAACACCAUCGUGGUGACCAAGUUCUUCAUGCUGGUGACGUUCCCCCUCUCCUACCCCAUCAGCAAACUCCUCGACUGCAUCCUGGGCCAGGAGAUCGGCACCGUCUACAACCGGGAGAAGCUGGUGGAGAUGCUGAAGGUGACGGAGCCCUACAACGACCUGGUGAGGGAAGAGCUCAACAUGAUCCAAGGAGCCCUGGAGCUCCGCACCAAGACGGUGGAGGACGUGAUGACCCCGCUGCAGAACUGCUUCAUGAUCAACAGCGACGCCAUCCUGGACUUCAACACCAUGUCAGAGAUCAUGGAGAGCGGUUACACUCGUAUCCCUGUCUACGAGGAGGAGCGUUCCAACAUCAUGGACAUCCUCUAUGUCAAGGAUUUGGCUUUCGUUGACCCUGAUGACUGCACGCCCCUCAAAACCAUCACCAAGUUCUACAACCACCCCGUCCACGUCGUGUUCCAUGACACCAAGCUGGAUGCCAUGCUGGAGGAGUUCAAAAAGGGGAAGUCCCACCUGGCCAUCGUGCAGAAGGUGAACAACGAGGGCGAGGGAGAUCCCUUCUACGAGGUGCUGGGGCUGGUGACGCUGGAGGAUGUCAUCGAGGAGAUCAUCAAGUCGGAGAUCCUGGAUGAGUCGGACACGUACACCGACAACCGCAGCAGGAAGCUCGUGAGCAACCAUAAGGGCAAACGGGACUUCUCGGCCUUCAAGGACCCCAUCGGGGAGCAGAAGGUGAAGGUCUCCCCACAGCUGCUCUUGGCCGCCCACCGCUUCCUCUCCACAGAGGUGACGCUCUUCACCCCCACCUACAUCUCGGAGAAGAUCCUCCUGCGGCUCCUCAAAUACUCCGAUGUCAUCCAGGAGCUGAAGUUUGACGAGGGCAACAAGAAGUCCCCGCGCCACUUCCUCUACUGCAAGAACAAGGCAGCCGACUACUUCACCCUCAUCCUGCAGGGCAAGGUGGAGGUGGAGACGGGCAAGGAGUGCAUGAAGUUUGAAGCAGGAGCUUUCUCCUAUUAUGGGGUGAUGGCCAUCAGCCCCUCUCCUACCGAGACACGCUCCCCGUCCCACGUCAGCAGCCUCAACCACUCGGCGUCCCUCACCUACCACGAACGCUCCGACUCCAUCUCGUCUCCCAUCAGCGGCAGCAACAGCCAGCUCAACACCAGCACCGGCGCCCAGUACGUGGCCGACUUCAGCGUCCGCGCCCUCACUGACCUCCAGUUCGUCAAGAUCAUGCGCCAUGAGUACCAGAACGCCCUGACAGCCUCCCGCAUGGACAGUUGUCCCCAGUCCCCCGACAGCAACUGCCCCAACGCAGACACCGAUGUCCCGGAGAAACCAGAACCUGCCAGCACCGCCGACGAGACCACCAGCCUCCUGAACAAGAGGAACUGCCUGAGCCGUCGGAGCAACCACAGUCUCUUGGAAAACUCCAUCUGACCCCGGCCCCACCGGCACGGGCUCAUUUUAGGGGACCCUUUUAUUCCUAAGUAGGUGACGCCGUGCCGGGGUGCCCGGAGAAGCCUGGUUGAACCCUUGGUGGCAAUGUGGUGGUAAACGGAGCUGGGAUCUACUGCUGCUUUUCCAGGCUGGUUUUCUUUGUGAUCCAUCUCAAGGGUGGCACAAACCCUCGUUCAGCUCAGGGAGCUUCAGGUCUCGGGGUUGGGGGGGGGGGUGGGCUCCGCCGUGGCCAUCCCGGCCCCUCUCCCGUGGUUUUUUUUGGGAGGGGGCACCUGGGAUGGGACAUGAUGGUGGCAUCUCAUCCUUCUCCAUGCCCGUUGUUCCCCUUUCCCGCUGGCCCGGGAGACCGCGAGGACGUGGCAGUGGAGAGGUCGGCAUCAGGCCCGAGGCCAAGGGGAUGGUCCCCGGCGCAAAGCCACCACCACGGCUGAGACUUGACCCCCUCCGCCACUCACUGGUGUCACGAGCGUGCUGAGGACGGCAGAGCCGGGUCCUUGUUGUCAUUAUGUGUGUAUGUGCCCCCCCCCCCCCCAAGGGGGUGGUUUUAGUGCCUUCCCCCCCCACCCUCCAUGGGGUGGGAUGUGGGGCCGGGGGCACAAAGCUAGUGACCAAAGUUGUACAAGCAGGAGGGGGCCAGCACUGUGUGUGCCCCCCCCAGCACCGGGGGGAGCCCCAGACCCACCGGUGCCCUCGGGGCAGGGCCUGGGGACCUGGUGCCCCAUGGAGGGGAGGGGAAGGAGACGUAUGUCCCACCCCCCCCAAAAGCACAAGUUCCCUGAGUGACCUCUGUAAGUUAUUAGGAGAAAGUGAAUUAUUGUUGUUAAUUCCAUCUCGACGCUCAGAUCCGGGGGCCUGCGGGGGGAGAUGAUCGAAAUAAUAAUAAUUAUUAAUAAUAAUUAAUAAUAAUAAUAAUAAACCAAGGAGAAAAAAAAUAAAACGACCCUUUUUUAUUAAAUCUUCCUCUAUGCAAACCUCCCCCCCGGGAAUUCCUAUUUAUUUUCCACAUUAGCUUUGAUUUGUAUAUUUGGGGUGUCCCGUUCCCCCCCCCCCUUCCUCCCGGUUGUGAAACCGACUGUGGAAUUCUCUCUGAUGGGGUUUUGGGGAUGGUUUUUUGCCGCUUGGGUAAUAAAAGCCUCUAUCUGUA
Strigops habroptila (Kakapo) is the source of this 3528-nucleotide messenger RNA. It is a transcript of the gene CNNM4, whose product is annotated as cyclin and CBS domain divalent metal cation transport mediator 4. Bases 6 to 2363 code for a protein of 785 amino acids. The record is from RefSeq and is a predicted model, not a curated record. Gene Ontology annotation, cellular component: plasma membrane. The transcript is spliced from 7 exons. Gene Ontology annotation, biological process: magnesium ion homeostasis; magnesium ion transport. Gene Ontology annotation, molecular function: magnesium ion transmembrane transporter activity; sodium ion transmembrane transporter activity. NCBI's taxonomy places the organism in Eukaryota, Metazoa, Chordata, Aves, Psittaciformes, Psittacidae.